AUGUGCUUGCAGAAUUUUGGCCUGCACUUCGGCACCGGGCAGCGCUCUGCAGCUUUAGCCAGAAAGGGUUUCGAGCUGAGCCAGCACACAAAUCAGAUUGCCGCCUUUAUAAGCCACGACUGGAGGACGUCCAGGUUUUCAAAGACGGUGGCUCUUCUGAUUGCUUUCAAUUCCAUUUACGCAGCACUUGCCGCAUUGCUCCUGAACAUGGUGAUGUGUGGACUGCUUUGGUUGGAUCGUCUCCCUGGUGGCUGGCCCACUGCAAGUGCAUCAACAUAUUGUGUGUUUUACUUGGUGCUUUUUUUCUGGCAGCGCAUUCGUCGCUGCUUUUGCUGCAAAUCUAUAUUGGUCUUUCUGGAUCGCUUGUGCAUAGCCCAGCAUGACGAGGACUUGAAGCGCCGGGGAAUACUGGGCUUGGCCGCUUUCUUGGGAAAGUCCCAGAGACUAAUCAUCCUUUGGAGCCCGCGAUACUUCUCUCGUUUAUGGUGUACAUUCGAAAUUGCUUCCUGGCUUAAGGAUGAGGAAGUGAAGCCUGUGGAAUUUGUGCCCGUAUCCAUGGCUAUGCUCUUGUGGUCGGUAGCUCUCUUGGAGGUUUUCAUCUGGUGGAUAUUUCAGUUCUAUGUAUAUAUUGAAACAGACAACGUCACUCUCGGAUUCCAGGGUGCCAUUGGAGUGAUUGCUACGGUUCUGACAUUUCUUCUUCCGGCUUUUCUCGUUGCCAUACCAGCGCAAUUCUACUUUGGCAUCUUACACAUGAGAGAAGUGCUGAAGCUCAAGCAACAGACGACCUCUUUCAGCAUAAGAGAAGCUGAUUGCUCCUGCUGCGCUAUGAACCACAUCAACCCAGUGACAGGUGAAACCAUACUUUGUGACCGAGCGCUGGUAUUCCAAACGCUUCGAAGGUGGUACACCAGAACGGGCGAUCCAGACACAUGCUUGGAUCGUUUCGAUGCCCUGGUGCGGGAACAGCUGAGCGUAUCUGUUCUUCAGACCUUGGGCUCGGGGGCUCCAACUCUGCGCUAUGUGCUCGCAAUGCUUUGUGCAGCGCCAUUGGCCCAGCUGCCUCAGUAUCUCUCCAUGGGACUCAGAGAGUCCAGGGGUAGGGGGAUGGGGAAAUGGUUGCUGGAUUGGUGUAAAUUUCCGGCACUGGCACUGUUCAUGUUUGGGGUAGCCUUCUCGGCUUGGAGGAAGGGCGCUCUUUGGUCCCGGGCUCCGCUGUGUGUUGCCAUACCCACCCUCCAGUGCCUAGUUGUCUUCUGUGCAGCUGCUUUCUGGAUACCCUAUGAGGCAGUAAAACUGUCAACUGGGGACGGUCAGUUUUUUGAGGCCAUUCCCUUAGCUUGCAUGUGGAUCAUCUUGGUUUUAUUGUACAUUCGUCUGUACCCUUCGUGCAUAUUUCGGAAUUUAAAAUGA
This is a messenger RNA of Symbiodinium necroappetens, 1413 nucleotides long. Lineage: Eukaryota; Dinophyceae; Suessiales; Symbiodiniaceae. The record is from the annotation of a GenBank genome assembly.